Clupea harengus (Atlantic herring) is the source of this 14594-nucleotide messenger RNA. It is a transcript of the gene lrp2b, whose product is annotated as low density lipoprotein receptor-related protein 2b. Gene Ontology annotation, biological process: receptor-mediated endocytosis. The transcript is spliced from 80 exons. Bases 216 to 14096 code for a protein of 4626 amino acids. Gene Ontology annotation, cellular component: plasma membrane; signaling receptor complex; apical plasma membrane. Lineage: Eukaryota; Metazoa; Chordata; Actinopteri; Clupeiformes; Clupeidae. Gene Ontology annotation, molecular function: hormone binding; calcium ion binding; protein binding. The record is from RefSeq and is a predicted model, not a curated record.
ACUCCGCCAGGACCUAGUUCUCGUCAGUUUAGGUGAUAUAACUCUAUCCCCAAAAGAGUCUGACCACACACUCUCCAUUAGAUAGCAGAGGAGUGUUCAUAGGAAUCAAGUGUCUCCACAGUAUGAGCCUGUCAGGCCACAGCAUCCCUAAUUAGGUGGAUGUUAUUGAUAACAUUGCACAUCUUAACAUCAAUUAUUAUCGAUUUGAAAGACGGAUGAAUCCCAAGAUGGGCCUUGUCGGGCUACCUGUUCUCAUGAUUUUAAUCUUUUGUCAGAACCCUCUACUUACUAAAGGCCAGUGUGCCACGUCCCAGUUCCAGUGUGCCAACGCUCAGUGCAUAGACCAGGACUGGAGGUGUGAUGGGACCAAAGACUGCACCGACGACUCGGAUGAGCUCAACUGCCCUGCGGCCUCAUGUGGCUCUCAGCAGUUCCAGUGUGUGACGGGAGGUGAAUGCAUCUCACUUGCGUUUGUGUGCGAUGGAGAGAACGACUGCACAGACGGCUCAGAUGAACAGAGGGCCUGCAAUGGUCAGACGUGUGGACCACACCAGUUCACCUGUCAGGAGGGGCAGUGUGUCCCCCAGCAGUACAGGUGUGACCAUGUCAAGGACUGCGUGGACAACUCUGACGAGAACAACUGCAAUUAUCCGAGCUGUCCAGAGAAAACGUGUGUCAAUGAGGCCUGUUACAACAACACACAACACUGCAACGGAGUACUGGACUGCAGAGACGGAUCAGAUGAAUACAACUGCACAACGGAGCACUGUCUACUCCAUCAGUAUCAGUGCGCCAACGGCUACUGCAUCCCCAUGUCGUUCGUGUGUGACCACUGGGACGACUGUGGUGACAAAAGUGAUGAAGAGGGUUGCGUCUAUCAGAGUUGCAGUGGGUCACAAUUCACCUGCACCAGCGGUCGCUGCAUCCCGCAGGACUGGGUUUGCGACGCCUUCAAUGACUGCGGAGACUAUAGCGAUGAGAAGGGAUGUGACGGUAACAUAAGAGAGUGUUACCCCGGCGAGUGGCCGUGCCCGGGUUCCUCUGCCUGUGUGGCCAACAACAAAGUGUGUGACGGUCGCCCUGACUGCCCAGGAGGCACGGAUGAGUCCAACACCACUGCCCAGCUAACCUGUGGUCUUCAGCAGUGUUCUGCUCUCAGCUGUGAGUACCGUUGCCAUGCCACCCCACAGGGCGGUAGCUGCUACUGCCCUGAUGGCUAUACCGUUGCCAAUGACAGCCGCUCGUGUAUUGAUUACAAUGACUGCAACAUCUGGGGAAUCUGUGACCAUUUCUGCGAGGACCGUCCUGGGUCGCACCACUGCAGCUGUGCCGAUGGAUACUUCCUGGAGCAGGGUCACCUUUGCAAGGCCAACGUGUCAGGGGGGCUUCCUAAGCUAAUCUUCACAGACGGCCGUGAUGUCAGAAUGGCGGAUGUUCAUGGGCGGUUCAUCAGAACUCUGGUCCAAUCACCAGGCAAAGGUUAUGCUGUGGGCGUGGCCUAUCACUGGCACAGUCAGCGUGUCUUUUGGUCUGACACAAACGUUCAGAAGGUCUUCUCUAUACAUUUUGAUGGAAGUGACCAGCAGGAGGUUCUGACUGAGGUAGUGCACAGUGUCCAGAACAUCGCCGUGGACUGGAUCAACUUCAAGCUCUACCUGCUAGAGGCGCGGGUGGAGCGGAUCGACGUGUGCAACUUCGACGGCAGCGACCGCGUCACCCUGGUGGCCGAAAACCUGGAGAACCCGCAUGGCCUGGCCUUGGACCCCACUGUUGGGUACAUGUUCUUCACAGACACCAUGGGCUACGGCAACACAGACAUGAAACUGGAGCGUGCAUUCAUGGACGGCAGCAACCGCUUUGAGCUGGUGAAGACCAGGGUCGGCAACCCGUCUGGCAUUACCCUAGACCUGGUCACCAAGAGGGUGUACUGGACAGACGAGCAUUUCAACAUGGUGCAGACGGUCACCUACAGUGGGCUGGACAGGAAAAUUGUGCUGAAUGGAGGUUUUCAGGUCCCUCAACCCUUUGGCCUCUCUGUCUUCGAGAACCACGCCUUCUUCACCGACUGGACCAAGAUGGGCGUGGUCCGCACCAAUCGCUUUAAUGGCAGUGACCCGGUGCUUCUGUUCCGGACGGCAGACAGACCUGGACACAUUGUGGCCUCUCACUCUACCUUGCAACCUGUGGUUCAGAACCCCUGCGGCCGGCACAAUGGCGGCUGCCAGCAGAUCUGUGUGCUGAGCCACCGCACCGACAAUGAUGGCCUGGGCUACCGCUGCAAGUGUCGCCUGGGUUACGACCUUCAGCCUGACCUCCGCACCUGUUUCAAGGUGCGUGACUUCCUGUUGGUGGCGAACCAGUAUGCGGUGCGGGGGAUCCCCCUGAACGUGUCCCAGCAGGAGGACGUCAUCCUCCCCCUGACGGGCCUCGCGGUCACCUUUAGCGCCUCGGCCGUGGAGUAUGAUGCCAGCGAGGAGACUGUGUUCUACAACGACCGCAGCAGGAACCUCAUAUACAAGGGCGCUGUCAACGGAACACACCAGCAGGUUCUGACAGGGUACCGUGUGGGCAAGGUAGAGUCUAUGGCCUACGACUGGACCUCUAAGGUUCUGUUCUGGACCUCCAGCAGCUACCGGGUCGUAUCAGCCUACAAAGUGACAGAUGGGUCCAGAAGGGACAUCGUGGAGGACCUGAAGAACCCCCGCGGGAUUGCGGUUCACCCCAGCGCAGGCUACCUGUUCUGGUCGGACUGGUACCGGCCUGCAGUGAUCACCAGAGCCUACACGGACGGCAGCAACGCCAUACCCCUCAUCAACACUACCCUGGGCUGGCCCAAUGGACUCGCCAUCGACUUCAUGAUGAACCGACUCUACUGGGUGGACGCUCUGCUGGACCGCAUUGAGUUUGUGGGCAUGGACGGCUCUGACCGCCAAGCCUUCUCCAACAUUGGCCAGAUCACACAACCUUUUUCCCUCACAUUACACGCCGACCAUUUGUUCGUGUCGGACUGGCGGACUGAAUCUGUAUAUCGGAUGCGGAAGAGAGACGGCGGAGACAACAUCGUCCUCCGCAAGGGAAUCUUGGGAGUCAUGAAUGUGAAGGCCUACUCUGCUGACCUGCAGGGCUUGAUCAGCAGCCCUUGCAACAUGCUCCCCAAUGGCCGCUGCAGCCACUUCUGUUUCCCAAUGCCGACUUCGAGUCGCGUUUGCGGCUGUCCCUUCGGCAUGAAACUGCAGGCCAACCAGCGCGACUGUGUCAAGGAUGACUCCGUCACGCCGCCGGACAUCACCUGUGGCGACUACGCCUUCCCCUGUGAUGGUGGACGCUGCGUCUCCAACUCGUUCCGCUGCGACGGCUACAAAGACUGCAUGGACAACACCGAUGAGGCCAACUGCACCGAUACUGGUGUGACCUGUUCUCCCAGGGCCUUCACCUGUGGUAACAAACACUGCAUCCCUCAGUCAUGGCGCUGUGACGGUCAGGACGACUGCGGUGAUGGCACUGACGAGGAGAACUGCCCGACCCGAGGGCCCACCACCUGCAGCGCCCAGCAGUUCGCCUGCACUAACGGCAAAUGCAUCCCCAAGACAUGGGUGUGCGACAUGGACAACGAUUGCGGAGAUGGCUCAGACGAGAGGCAGUGCAACGGCACCAUCUCCACCUGUAGCCCAGGCCUCUUCCUGUGCCCUGACCACCGCUGCAUCUCCAACGCAUACGUGUGUGAUGGUGACCAGGACUGCAUGGAUGGUUCCGACGAGAAGGACUGUGAGUUCUCCUGCUCCUCCUACGAGUUUGCCUGUGCCAGCGGGGACCAGUGUAUCAGCCAGACCUACCACUGCGACGGAGUGUUUGACUGCAGAGACCAAUCAGACGAGAGGGGCUGCCCCACUAGAGGGCCAGGUCUGUGCCACGACAACGAGUUCCAGUGCCAGGUGGAUGGCUUCUGCAUCCCGAGCGCCUGGGAGUGUGACGGUCACGGCGACUGCGAGGACGGCUCCGACGAGCACCCCGGCUGCCCGCCCCGCACCUGCCGGCCCGGCUACUUCCGCUGCGCCAACGGCAACUGCGUGGCGCCGCAGUGGGUGUGUGACGGCGACAACGAUUGCCGCGACAUGAGCGACGAGCAGGACUGCCCCACCCCGCCCUUCAGCUGCCCCGCCGGCCAGUGGCUGUGCCCGACCGACCAGGUGUGCAUCAGCGAGGGCAAGGUGUGCGACGGUCAGCGCGACUGCCCCAAUGGAGCCGACGAGUCGCCCCUCUGCAAUGGAGAUGACUGUGCCGUGACCAACGGAGGCUGCAGCGACGGCUGCAUCCAGGGCCCGUUCGGCGCCCAGUGCACGUGCCUGCUGGGCUACCAGCUCCUCAACGACUCCAAGACGUGUGAGGACAUCGACGAGUGCCAGGUGCCCGGCUUCUGCAGCCAGCAGUGCUUCAACGAGCGCGGCUCCUUCCGCUGCUUCUGCCAGGAUGGGUACCAGCUGGAGCCCGACGGACGCACCUGCAAGGCCAAGAACCCAAUAGAGGCUGUGCUGCUGGUCACCAAACGCAGUCAGAUCAUCGCCGACCGCAUCAACUUCCGCCCGCCUGUCAUCCAGCCUAUCAUCAGUGGCUCUAACAUCGUGUCUGUGGACUUUGACCGGGUCACCAAGAGGAUCUUCUGGGCAGACAUCUCUCAGAAGAUGAUCUGGAGUGCCUUCCAGAAUGGCACAGACAGGAGGAAGGUGUUCAGCAGUGGACUGAUGGUUCCGGAGACCUUGGCUGUGGAUUGGGCCGGCCGGAACCUCUACUGGGUUGACUCUGUAAUGCAGACCAUUGAAGUGUCGACCAUCGAUGGACGCUUCCGGAAGAUUCUGUUCAGCAAGAACAUCACCAGUCCACGCGGGCUUGCACUUGAUCCUCGUAACCACACCAAUGUGAUGUUCUGGUCCGACUGGGGUCAAAACCCACGGAUCGAGCGGGCCGAUAUGGAUGGGUUUGGGAGGAAAGCCAUCGUCACGACCAAGGUGUACUGGCCCAACGGACUAGCCCUGGACUACACAACUCGGCGCCUCUACUUCGCUGACGCUUACCUGAAGUACAUUGACUACUGUGACUACGAUGGCAACAAUCGCUAUCAGGUGUUUGCCAGUGACAUGAACCUCCAGCACCCACAUGGCAUGACCGUGUUUGAGGACUACGUCUACUGGAGCGAACGCUACACCAGCCGCGUCAUGAAGAUCAACAAGUUCCACGGCGGGAACGUCACCACGCUCAUGACAGGCGUCUACCAGCCCAUGGGCAUCGUGAUGGACCACCACAUCAAGCAGCCCAAUGCCAUUAACCCGUGCGUGGAGCACCUGUGUAGCCAGUUGUGUCUGCUGUCUCAGAGGCGGCCCAGGUACUACACCUGUGCCUGCCAGUCCGGCUGGAACCUCAACAGUGACAAGCGCACCUGCACCAAAGAUGACACUCCCUUCCUGAUGGUAAUGAGAGACACAGUCAUCUUGGGGAUCCCCCUUAACCCCAACGACACAUCCAACAACGCCAUGACUCCCAUAUCGGGCAUCACCAAAGGAGUCGACAUUGACUUCGAUGACAAGGAACAGUUUGUCUACUGGGUGCAAGGCUCAGGGUCGAUAUACAGAGGGAAGACUGAUGGAACCAACAGAACCCAGUUUGCACCAGUAGGUAUCAUGGGUUCUCCUUCUGGCUUGGCUUUUGAUUGGAUAAGUCGAAUGAUGUACUACACAAAUCCCACCAAUAAGGCGAUAGAGGUCAUCCGAGUAGAUGGGGCCCAGAGAUACAGGAAGACCCUCAUCACCAACACGGGCAAACCUGAGGGAGCCGGUGAACCUGUGGGGAUAGCGCUGGACCCUGCCAGAGGGAAGUUAUUCUGGACAGACAGAGGGACGGACAGCGGGGUUCCCCCAAAAGUUGCAAGUGCAGAUAUGGACGGAGGGAACCUUAAGAACCUUUUCACAGGGAACCUGGGUCACAUUGAGUUUAUCACUGCAGACAUAGCAGCCAGCAAACUCUACUGGGGGGUUACCAGCACAGGACUGAUCGAGUGUGGCACCAUGGACGGCGUGAGCAGGGUGACCAUCGUCAGCGGCCUGUCCCACCCCUGGGGCAUCAGCGUGCACGGCCCCCACCUCUACUACAGCGACGUGGACUACGAGGUGGUGGAGCGGGUGGACAAGGCCAACGGGGCCAACAUGGUGGUGCUGAGGAGUGGCAUGGCUGGGCUCCGCGCCGUCAAGGUCCACGCCAGAGACAACUCGGCAGGUACCACCAACGCCUGCAGCACAAACAAUGGGGGCUGCCCCCACCUGUGCCUGCCUAAACCGGGCAGUCAGAAGGUGUGCGCCUGCACUACAGGCUUUGUGCCCUCACAGAACGGCAGCCACUGUGAGCAGUACGACUCCUUCGCCAUCGUGUCUACACCGCGCCUCAUCCGGGGCUUCCACAUCAACAGCUCUGACCACUCGGAGGCCAUGGUGCCUGUGUCAGGAAACUCCAACUCUGUGAUUGACAAGCUGGCCCUCCACAUCCCCUCUGGUUUUGCGUACUGGAUCGACAACAGCACGUACAGUUCCUACCGAGGAAUUAACCGGGCCAAGACCGACGGCUCACAGUAUUCGCGGCUCAUAACCUCAGGAGUGGGCACCGGUGGCAUCCAGGGGCUCGCCAUCGACUGGGCAGCAGGGAACCUGUACUUCACCAACGUGUUCCCGACUCAGACCUACCUGGAGGUGAUUCGCCUGAACACCAGCUACCGCCUGGUCCUGCUGAAGAGCUCCUCGGACAGGCCCGGCGACCUGGCCGUCAGCCCCAAACUCCGCUACCUCUAUUGGGCUGACGCUGGCCAGAACCCCAAGAUCGAGCGGGCCCAGCUGGACGGCACCAACCGCACUGUGUUGGCCUCCGAGAGCCUAUCCUCGCCCCGCGGCCUCACGGUGGACUACACCAACGACUUCCUCUACUGGGUUGACGACGGGCUCGACAUGAUCUCCUGCAUGGCCAGCGACGGCACUGAGAGGCACAUAGUGCGCUACGGCAGCCGCUACCCCGCCCCGUACGGGGUCGCCAUCUUGGGCAACUACAUGCUAUGGGUGGACCGGAAGCUUGGGAAGCUCUUCCAGGCCAGUAAGUACGCGGGGGAUGCUGCGGCUCCCGAGGUGAUCCGGGAGGGGCUGCAGGGCCUGGCAGACGUGGCGGUGUUCGACGCCCAUGUGCAGCCGACCGCGGCACACCAGGUGGGCUUCCACCCGUGCCUGGAGGACAACGGGCGCUGCCAGCAGUUCUGCUUUGCUGAGCCGGACCAGGCGGCCCCGCGCUGCGGCUGCGCCCACGGCUCUUUGUUAACCAACGGUGUCACCUGCGGCUACGGUAAGGACGAGUUCCUGGUCUACACCACGGACUACACAGUCGAGAGCGCGCAGCUGGACCCGGACGACCACUCGGUCCCAUUCCCAUCCUUCUACCUGGGGUACAGCGUGGUGGCGCUGGACUUUGACUUCCAGGACCGCAGGGUGUUCUUCUCGCAAUACUCCGGGAUCGGGAGGAGCAAGAUUGGCUACAUCAACACAGCCAUCCCUGGCAGUCCCCCAGUCUUCAUCGCCACUGACCUGCGUGACCCUGAGGGUCUGGCCUAUGACUGGGUGCAUAAGAGGCUCUACUUCACCGACUACAGCAACAGGAGCGUUCAGGCCAUGGGGAUAGACGGACAGAACCGUUCCUUCAUCGCCCACGCCAACCGGCCAAGGGCCAUCAUCGUGGACCCCUGCUAUGGGUAUCUCUACUGGACAGACUGGGGCUCUCCUGCAAAGAUCGAACGAGCCACGCUGGGCGGAAACUUCCGGAUGGCCAUCAUAAACUCCAGCCUCUCCCAGCCCAAUGGCCUCUCCAUUGAUUACGAGGACAGGAUGCUCUACUGGGCCGACGCCUCUCUGGACAAGAUCGAGCGCUCCUCCCUGACCGGGGAGAACCGGGAGAUGAUCGUGGGCCUGACCCAGUACCCGUUUGCUGUGACCGUCUACAAGCAGGACAUCUUCUGGACGGACUGGACCACGCGCUCCGUGUACCGCGCCAGUAAGGACGACGGGUCUGACGUGGCGGUGCUGAGGGAGGGCCUACAGUACCGGCCCAACGACAUCCAUGUGUUCAGCAGCAGCAAGCAGGAGACCUGUGCCAGCCCCUGCCAGCAGUUCAAUGGAGGCUGCAGCCAUGUGUGUGUGCCAGGCCCAGCUGGUGCUGAAUGCCAGUGUCCCCAGGGCAACUGGUACCUGGCCAACAAUGGCAGGGACUGCAUCAAGGACGUGGGCCACCGGUGCCAGCCAGAGCAGUUCACCUGUCUGAACGGAGGCUGCAUCAGCCAGCGCUGGAAGUGCGACGGCUACAGGGACUGCUUCGACGGCUCCGACGAGCUGGAGAGAGUGUGUGCGUUCCACACCUGCUCCCCUAUGGACUUCACCUGUGAUAAUGGGCGCUGCGUGCCCCACUCCUACGAGUGUGACUACACAGACGACUGCGGGGACAACAGUGAUGAGCGCGGGUGCCCGUUCCCCACCUGCCACCCCGUAGAUGAGUUCACCUGUGCCAACGGCCGCUGCAUCAGCGCCGCGUUCGUCUGCGACGGUCACAGCGAUUGCCGUGACAACACCACCUCUGACGAGAUCAACUGUCCGGACAGGACCUGCUCAUCUGGAGAUGUCAAGUGUGACAACACCAACAUCUGCAUCAAUCCUGACAGCCUGUGCGAUGGCUACAACGACUGUGGUGACAACAGCGACGAAAACCCACUCUUCUGCUUGAGCAGGACCUGCUCCGCAGACGAGUUCCGAUGCGACGAGGGCACGUGCAUCCCUGAUGCCUGGGUGUGUGAUUACAUCAGGGACUGUGCAGACGGCACAGACGAGCCCGACUCGUGCGUUGACGUAGUGCACACCUGUGCGCCGUCUGUGUUCACUUGUGUGAACGGGAACUGUGUGCCGCCCUCUCUCAUCUGUGACGGCAACAACGACUGCGGGGACAACAGUGACGAGGCUCCUGAGCUAGAGUGUGGUCUGAGGACGUGCUCUCCUCAGCAGUUCUCCUGCCCUCCCCCCUGGCGCCCCGGCACGCCCCGCUGCCUCCCCCAGAGCUUCGUCUGCGACGGGGAGAGGGACUGCGCAGACGCCGCAGAUGAGCUGCAGAACUGCCCUAACCGCACCUGCCACCUGAACGAGUUCCCCUGCGCCAACGGGCUCUGCAUCCUCGUACCCUUCCACUGUGACCGCGUGAACGACUGCGGGGAUGGGAGCGACGAGCGCGGCUGCACGUACGACACCUGCUCCAGCGACGAGUUCACCUGCCAGAACGGCGCGUGUGUGCCCCCCUGGUACGUGUGCGACGGCGAGGCCGACUGCCAGGACGGCUCGGACGAGGUGGAGAGCGUGUGCCACAGCCCCGUGCCCACGUGCGCCCCGGGGCAGUUCAUGUGCAAGACGGGCGAGUGCAUCGACAUCCACAAGGUGUGCAACCAGCAGAGGGACUGCUCGGACAACAGCGACGAGAAGGGCUGCGGCAUAAACGAGUGUAAGAACCCGGCGGUGCACCAGUGUGCACAGCUGUGCGAGGACACGCUGACCGGCUACCGCUGCUCGUGCGAGGCCGGCUACCGCCUCAUGGCUGACGGCAAGGCGUGCGAGGACGUGGACGAGUGCCGCGAGACGCCGGCCGUCUGCAGCCAGCUCUGCGCCAACGUGCCGGGCUCCUUCCGCUGCACCUGCGCGCCGGGCUACCUGCGCGAGGCGGACGGGCGCACCUGCCGCCACAACAGCGGCGUGGCGCCCUACCUGCUCUACUCUAACCGCUACUACAUCCGCAACCUGACGGCCGACGGGGCGGCGCUGUCCGUAGUGCUGCAGGGGCUGGGACAGGCGGUGGCGCUGGACUUUGACAGCUACGACAAACGACUCUAUUGGCUGGAUGCUGGGGUGGGGCAUGUAGAGAGGAUGCGAUUGGACGGGACGGAGAGGGAGGUGGUGCACAAGCAGGACCUGAUUGGUGCAGAGGGGCUGGCAGUGGAUUGGGUAGGAAGGAAGUUGUACUGGGUGGAUAACUAUCUGGGUGCCCUGCAUGUGUCUGAACUGGAUGGUCGUUACCGUAAGAAGCUGCUGAGCGACUGCCUGGAUAAGAACCACACCUACUGCUUCACCAACCCCCGCGCAGUGGCCGUCAACCCCAAACACGGUUGGUUGUACUGGACAGACUGGGGCAACACUCCCUACAUUGGCAGGGUCGGUAUGGAUGGCACCAACGCCUCUGCCAUCAUCACCACCAAACUGGAGUGGCCCAACGCACUGACCAUUGACUACACCACCAACAAGAUCUUCUUCGCCGACUCCCAUCUCGGCUUCCUGGAUUACGCCGACAUGGACGGACAGAACCGGCACAGGGCCAUAGCAGGUUCCCUGCCUCACCCCUUCGCUGUGACCCUGUUUGAGGACACGGUGUUCUGGACCGACUGGAACACACAUGCCGUGGAGAGGGCCCACAAGUACACUGGUGCUGAUCGAGUCGUCAUGGGCAACAACACGCACCGGCCGUACGACAUUCACGUGUACCACCCCUACCGGCAGCCACGCAGUGAGAACCCGUGCUCUAACCACGACCUCACCUGUAGUCACCUGUGUCUGAUCCGGCCGGGGGGCCAGGGGGCCACCUGCGAGUGCCCGGACCACUUCAUCGGCCUGGCCGUGGGCUUCAAGAUCCAGUGUGUGGCCGACUGCUCCAGCACGCAGUUCCGCUGCGGAGACAACGAGAGGUGUGUUCCUAUCUGGUGGAAGUGUGACGGCCAGUCUGACUGUGGUGACGGCUCGGACGAACCUGAGACAUGCCCGCCCCGCUACUGCCCAAUUGGUCGAUUCCAGUGUCAGGACGGGAGCUGCACCUACCCCAACUUCCUGUGCGACGCCCACCCUGACUGCCCCGACGGGUCAGACGAGGACCCUGCCCUCUGCAGUGACCACCGUUGCCAGGACAACCAGUUCCAGUGCAAGAACAAGCAGUGCAUCCCGGUGUCGUGGCACUGCGACGGCAUGAAGGACUGCAGCGACGGCAGCGACGAGGAGGCAGAGAGCUGCGCCCAGAAGACGUGCCGGCCGGGCCAGUUCCAGUGCAACAACGGCCGCUGCAUCCCCCCAAGCUACGUGUGCGACGUCCAGGACGACUGUGGGGACCACUCAGACGAGCCCCUGGAGGAGUGCAUGGGGCCGGACCAUAAGUGUGAUGCAGACACUGAGUUCUCCUGCAAGACUAACUACCGCUGCAUCCCUCAGUGGGCCGUGUGUGACGGCACUAACGACUGCAUCGACAACACUGACGAGCAGGACUGCGCUGCUCUGACCUGUGACCCUGCUGGCGAUUUCCGCUGUGAUAACCACCGCUGUGUUCCCAUUCGCUGGCAAUGUGAUGGCAGAAAUGACUGCGGUGACGGGUCUGAUGAGAAGGACUGUGAGCCUCGGCCGUGCUCAGAGAGCGAGUAUCGCUGUGACAACCAGCAGUGCAUCCCAGGUGCCUGGGUGUGUGACCAUGAAAACGACUGCGGGGACAACUCUGACGAGCGGGACUGCGAGCUGAAGACGUGUCGUCCCGACUCCUUCCAGUGUCUGUCUGGUCACUGCAUUCCUGCCGCGUUUAAGUGUGAUGGCCGUGCUGACUGCCUUGACUUCUCUGAUGAGACCACGUGCCCCACCCGUUUCCCAGGGGGCCGCUGGUGUCCUGACCACCAGUUCCAGUGUAAGAACCUUCUGUGUGUGAACCAGAACUGGGUGUGCGACGGCUUCAAUGACUGUGGGGACCGCUCUGACGAGGACCUCAGCCUGUGCUUCAACAUCACCUGUGACAUGCCGGCGAAGUUCCGCUGUGACAACGGCUACUGCGUCUACUCCGGACUCAUGUGCAACCAGAAGGAUGACUGCGGGGACGGCAGCGAUGAGAAGGAGGAGAACUGUCGUGAGCCUACCCAGGCACCGUGCACCACAGACCAGUUUAAGUGCACUAACGGCCGCUGUGUGGCCUUGCCCUACGUCUGUGACUUCAAUGACAACUGUGGAGACCUAACCGAUGAGAUGGGCUGCCAUUUCGGCCAUGACCGCAUAUGUGAGGAGCAGCUUUGUGAGCAGGACUGCACCAACCUGAACGGCACCGGCUUCAUCUGCUCCUGCAGCCCUGGGUACACUGUGGACCCGGACAGCACCUUCAACUGCAACGAUGUAAACGAGUGUGAGAUCUUCGGCAUGUGUCCUCAGGGGUGUAAGAACACCAAAGGCGGGUACGACUGUGAGUGUGCCCCUGGCUACCGCAAGGUGGGCACUGGAAGCCAGUGUGAAGCGGAAGGUCCUGGGCCUCUGCUGCUGCUCCCUGAGAACAUCCGUAUCCGGCGGUUCAACCUGCAGACUGAGAAGUACCAUGACUUCCUGGAGGAGCAGGAACGCAUCAUGGCUCUGGACUACGACUGGGACCACAACAACACUGGCCAGAGUAUGGUGUAUUUCACCGUGGAAGGGAAAGGCUCAGAGGCUGGAGCCCUGAAGAGAGCCUACCUGCCCACCGUAGAUGAUCAGAGCAACAACAUCGCAGCUGCCGUCACCCUGGACAUCAAAUACAUCGUCAAGCCCUAUGGGAUAGCAGUGGACUGGGUUGGCAGGAAUCUGUACUGGGCCGACUCCCAGGUCAAGCGUCUGGAGGUGGCCAUGCUUGACGGACGCUACAGGAAGCAUCUGGUGAAGACUGACCUGGGUCAGCCGGGGGCCGUGGCUGUCAAUCCUCGACUAGGGCUGCUCUUCUGGGUAGAUAACGGCGUUGCUCCCCGCAUCGAGAGCUCCUGGAUGGACGGCCAGGAGCGGAAAGUUCUGGUGGACAGUGGUCUGGGCUUGCCCACCGGACUGUCCAUCGACUUCACCAACGGCGACCGCCUGUACUGGUCUGACACCAAGGAGAGCCGCAUCGAGUCUGUGCUCCCCACCGGAGAGGACCGCCGCGUCGCCGUGUACAUAGAUGUGCGUAACCCCUUCAGUGUGAGUGUGUUCGAGGGCCACGUGUACUGGAGCACACAGGAGAAGGGCGAGGUGUUCCGCCAAGAGAAGUUCGGCAAGGGCCCCAAGAGCCUCCUGUUCACGGCCGGCCCCUGGCUCACCCAAGUCAGCGUCUACCAGCAGCAGAGAUACAACGCCAUCAAGAUGAAAACCCCCUGUAAGGGCACGUGUAGUCACCUGUGUCUGCUACGGCCAGGGGGAUACACCUGUGCCUGCCCAGAGGGGACCAACUUCAGCCCUGGCAGCAGCACAGUGUGUGACGCCGGCUUUGACCCUCCCCCCACCAUGCCUCCUCCAUGUCUCUGUCAGAAUGGAGGAACCUGCUACUUUGACGACAACAAGGCCCUCUGCAAAUGUCCGCUGGAGUGGGAGGGGGAUAACUGCGAAAGGAAUAUCUUUGGCAUAACAGCCUCAGCUGUUGCCUUAGCUCUUGGGGUAACAGCAGUAGUUGCCAUUUUCCUGAGCGGACUGGUCUUUGCCGCUCACAAAAAGGCCAAGAUUAUGGAGAUGGUGCACAGCGUCAACAUACCAACUCUCACUAUGCCCAACUUCAGGAGGUCGGCUCCUAGUCGGUUUGGUGAGGAGGGAGAGGAGCCACGCUCAGGCCCCAAAGUGGAGCCUUGCGCCACUGUUGAAGUGGGUGACAUGGGGAAAAAUUUUGAGAAUCCUGCCUACCAUUCGGAGAAUGAAGGUGGAAGCUCCGCCCCUAGUGCUGUUGCCACGGCGAUCCCCACCUACAGCCUUCCCCAGGAUAACAUUGAGAAUCCAGUCUACGCCACUGACACCAACAUAGUUGCUGAGCUGACAUCACCUGACAGUUUGUCUGCCAUGCCUGCCAACGGCAGUGCCAUACAUGCCAACGGCAAAGCAGUCCCUGUCAAGACAUUGUCUACUGAGCCUGCCUUUGAGAACCCAGCUUACUCCUCAGACCAAGAGUGGACACCACAGGAGACCAGCAGUGGGGCCCAGAAGGGAGAGGAAGUGAAGGAGGAGGAAGAGGAGGAGGAGGUAGGAGGAUCUCGUUGUUCCCCGGUCUGAAGAGGAUUCUGAUGCAGUGUUCUCUAACCCCAUGUACACAAACCAAGUGCACCUACCCAUCCCUGAAGAUUCCUCCAUUUAAAUGGAGCCAGUAGACCUCAUCAGCAGCACACACACACACAUGCCACGGCAGACGGUUACUACACCUAAUGUGCCAAAAUUCACACCUCCGUCAACUGUUGAUGCUUCUCCUUUCGUGGUGGUGUGCUUCCCCGACGCGGUGGCUCACCUCACACCACCCAAGUACAGUGUGGUGUUUGUAGAGACGGCAGAAACAGACAGAUCAACAUGCUGCUCACUGUUCUAAUGUACUGUGUGGGGUUUGUAGGAGGAAUGUGAUGUUUUCUAUGUUUGCCAAAUGUAUUGAUUUUCAAUCAAAUUGCUAUUCUUUAACUGAUCUCUUUGUGUAAUAUAAUGGAAAAAAAAUAUCUGCAUCAAAUAGGUUGAAAUAUUGUUGUAUUUAGAGUUAAAUAAAAUGUAGUUAUGUUUUUCAUGCAA